Molecule: messenger RNA, 2284 nt
Organism: Schizosaccharomyces cryophilus OY26
Lineage: Eukaryota; Fungi; Ascomycota; Schizosaccharomycetes; Schizosaccharomycetales; Schizosaccharomycetaceae
Product: F-box protein Pof3
Exons: 2
Coding region: 320-2053 (577 amino acids)
Biological process (GO): SCF-dependent proteasomal ubiquitin-dependent protein catabolic process
Cellular component (GO): SCF ubiquitin ligase complex
Molecular function (GO): protein binding
Source: RefSeq, a predicted model, not a curated record
CAUAUCCUAAUAUCAGUGAACAUUUCAAGUCAGUUCUGGUUUUUUACAAGCUGUCUACGCUGGACAACGAAUAUGAUAACAAGCUCAAUAACGCGUAACACGAGAAUAAUCACUUUGUACACAGUUUGAGUAUUGAGUAAUUAAAGCUAAGCCAAAUAAAGAUAAAACCACAAGUUGUAUUUCAAUUUUCACGUUCAGUGUUGUAUACAAAGAAUGCUUUAACCAGCUAACUGACUUUACCAAACCCACUCGUGGUCAAAGGGAAACAUAACCUUCUUUUUUGGCAUUGGUAAAGGUUUCUGUCUCUUUUGCUUCGUAGAUGAAUAACUACCAAAUAAAACAUUGGCGAGAAAAGACAAAACAGUACCUUUUGAAGAGAAAGUAUGAAGACGCCCUUGCUUAUAUAACAUCAUGCAUUGAACAAGAACCAAAGCCCGUUAUAGAUCUUUUUGAAAUUAGGGCCAUUGUACUGAAAGAGAUGGGUUUAUAUGAAAAAGCCCAAGCUGAUGCUCAAAGAAUGAUUAACUUAAACUCAAGGAAUGCGAGAGGAUAUUUACGCUUGGCUCAGCUACUUCAAUAUGAUGGUCUUGAUUCAAAAGCUGAUCAUGUUUACAUGCAGGGUUUAAAAUAUGUUCACAAACUGGACCCAUUUCGGCAGAAGUUAAAAGAGGCUAGCUUGCAAUUGUUAAAACGAAUGCAAAAGUCUAAGCCAGUCCAAGACAUUUUCACUCUUUUACCGCGGGAGAUUCUUUUACAUAUUUUUCAGUAUGUGGAAUUUCGAACGAUAGUCCGUUGCAUGCAAGUUUCAAAGAAUUGGAAGAACUCAAUCAAAAGAGAAUCUUCUUUAUUUCACAGCUUGGAUUUUUCUGAAGCUUCUUCACGAAGCAGCAAAUUCAGAGAUCGAAAUGUCAUGACUUUGGCUCGUUAUUCUACAUAUGCAAAAAGCAAUAUACAAGAAGUAAUCGGUUUGGAAAAGUUAGGGAUUUUAACGCCUACUAAGGGUCUGCUUCGAUGCGUAGGCUCUAUUCACACCUACAAAACUAUUUCACCUUUAAGCCCUCCACAUUUAAUGCCCAAAAUGUACCUUAUAUGGUCACCAUUCACCGAAUUAAAAUAUUUUUCUUGUGCUACAUCUAUUACAUUUUCUACCGUAUCUAAAGUUCUAUCAGCUUGCAAGAAGUUGGAGCGGUUGGAAUUGGCCGAUGUUGUUCCUGAUUUGCUUUUCGAUACGAUGGACUGGGACAAGCAAUUUGAUAAUAAGCAUAGUGUUCUAAAUUUAAGAAACUUGCAAUUUAUAAGAAACCAGGUGCAUCCGCUCCAUGAAAAGGAGCAGGAGUUUCUUGCCAGUCUGAUUUCAUGUAGCCCUAAAUUGCAACAGCUCGUGGUUACUUAUCAAUCAAAUCUUAUGGUUACUUUGAAAGAUUCUAAGCCGAAUCUUAAAUCCUUACAGAUUAUUGACGAUACAAAGCAAAAAACUGUGAAAGAUAUAAUAUAUUUACCCUCUUCUUUGGAAAAUUUAUCUAUCCUUCCUUCUAGUCCUUCUAUGACAAUUGCUUCAGCAUACUUAUUUCCUGUGCCCCAUCGACCUACUUCGCUCAAGAGUAUAGAGCUAACCCUGUUUAUCCGAUUAACAUUGCAAGAGGUUGAAAAUACCACGAAUUUCCUGGUAUCAAGCCAUGACUUAAAGUCAUUGAUCUUACGCGAUUCAUUGCCAAUCUCAUCGAGAUUCAUGGAGCUAUUUACCUCCUUUCCUCAUUUAGAAAUUUUGGACCUGUCUGAUAAUGCUGAACUAAACAAUAAUCAUCUUUCCCAUAUUGUCGCUUGCUGCCCGAAGUUAAGAGUUGUCAACUUUUCUAAUUGCAUUUCGAUAACUGGUUCGGGCUUCAUAAGCCUUUUGAGAGGUCUGACUUCAUUAGAGAGAAUUGAAAUUAUAAAUUGUGAUUCUGUAUCUAAAGAUGCAAUUGAUGCAGCGCGAUCUAAAGGUAUUGAGGUUGUUGUUUCAAAUCAGCAAAACGGGUUUUUAAGCGGUACAAAACGGAUUCGGCUCAUUUAACUUUCCCUUUCUCCUAUGGUUAUUCGGAUUAUUAGAAGAUUCAAUGAAACACAUAACAAUUUGAUAAAUUAUUAGUGGUAUAGCUAUUUCUUCAAACUUACAUUUAAUGGGUGAAACAAAAGGAGUAUUGAAAUGAAAACGUACUACAAUUUGAAUUUAGAAAAUAAGCUCGCAUGUAUAUUUCUUCAUAGCAGGAUCAUCCUUUCUGAAGCCAAACUAGAAAUAUUUUCG